CUCGGCUGCUGUCGUUCUUCCCGUGUCUCCUGCUCCAUUCUUACCUUCCCUGCUUCUCCAUCUCAAGAGUUCGCCACCAGCGAUCUUCCCAGCCACCACCACGUUAACAUCCUCGCCCUCCGUCAGCCGCCUCGCCCCUUCCCAGUCCGCGCCCGUCUCCCGUGGGCGGGUGGCCGUUCGCGCCAUGGACGAGUGGGACGAGACUACGAGAGGAGCCAGGAACUGUAGCGCGAAAAUAUCGAGGGGAAGGCGUACGUGGAUUCAUGGGACGACCGGAUGCGAGAGACCUGUGCGCUGCUGAAGCAGGUGCGGGAGCCGGGCUCUCGGGGAUCGUAACCUCAAGGACUCGGAGAAGCAGGAGAUGUACGGUUGCACAAGGAGGACCCCGCGACUUACAUCGUGGAGCGGCUAGCCAAGGACUUCCGCGUCAUGCGACAGCGCGUGCACGCCAUCCUCUGGCAGUCUGGCUCAAGGAGAUGGAGGAGGAAGAGGAGAGGAAGAGGGGUCAGCCACUCGACAACUCCAUCGAAAUCCAGCUCGACAGUUGCCCAGAGUUCUUCAAUUCUCAUGACAGGGAAUUUCACGUAGCAUCCCUUCCAUAUAAACCUGACUUCAAAGUGAUGUCCGAGGGCUGGGAUGGCACAACACGAGAUCCUGAUGAAGUUCUAUAUGAAAUUUCAAUGAAGGAAGAUCAAAUAUUGUACGAGGAAUUUGUUCAGCGCUUGGAAUUCAACAAGAAGAAGGUGGCAAGAGAGGUUAAGGGGUUGUUUGGUGCGUGGCCUAAGCCGUCACGGCUUAGGCGCGCCGCGGCGCCGGACACGUCACACCAAACUCCAAACUGGCUCUAAGUGCCACAAGUACAGUCGGCGCCGACCAGACAAUGGAUGGAGCAACAUGGUCGAAAAGCUCGGUCAUCAGGGAAAGCGUGGUGCUGGAGGGGGGCUGGAAGUUCAUCAGCUUGCCUGAUGGAUCAAGCCGUCCGCUAAAUGAUAUGGAGAAGAUGUAUGUUAAGCGGGAGACUCCAAAACGCCGAAGGAGGAUAAUUGCACCAUACAAGUGACAUGGAAACAUCAGUUUGUCGAAAUGCAAAUUUUCUCAAACUGUUUUUUGACAUUCUCGAGGGAGGCUGAAGCUGAAAUUGUGAAGUAGUUUGGAACCGCCAGAACUGGACCUGUGUUUUCGCAGCACAGUAGAUGGUUUGAUGUUGAUGGAUAUUGUAUUUUGUAACAAAGGAUUAUUUUUCCCACAUUUAGGCAGCUGAAUAACCAUAUUUUG
Molecule: messenger RNA, 1275 nt
Organism: Zea mays
Lineage: Eukaryota; Viridiplantae; Streptophyta; Magnoliopsida; Poales; Poaceae
Exons: 3
Coding region: 264-848 (194 amino acids)
Source: RefSeq, marked predicted